AUGGCGGAAGGCGAUGAAGCGGGCGACCAGGGCACCAAGGGGGGUGCCUCUGCACCUUCGCAGUCGGUCCUAACGAGAUUCAGCGCGGCAUGGCACAAGGGAAUAUCCGAUUUCUUCGAGGCGCUGGGCAGGUUCGUGUACCGGAGGCCCAGGGUGGUGAUCGCCGCCACGGUGGCCCUCGCGGUCCUGGGCUUAGUCCUCUUCAUCGGCCUCUUCGAGCAGGAGCUGGACGGCGACCAGCUGUUCACGCCCGACAGCUCGAGGGCCUUCGACGAUCGUGAAUAUGUGGAGAUGAUUUACGGCGAGCCAAACGUGCAGACUCGCGUCCUCGUAACACGCGACAUUGACGUGAAAACCGAGCCUGACUGCUCCAAGCGAGACUUGCUUGUCGAUCCCGACAUGGGCAAGGCGUUCCUCCUCGAAGUGUUCGACUUGUACGAGAGUAUCCUGAAAAUAAGGGUGGAAGAAGAUGGGGAGGACCUCGGCCUGGAGGACAUCUGUGUGAAGCCUGUUGCUAAUGGACCAUGCAGAGUCGAAAGUGUUCUUGAUGCUUGGGAUUACAACAGAACAGCCUUGCUGGACGACAGCAACGUGACGGCCACGCUCAAUAGAGAUGACCUGACCACACAGUUUGGCCUACCAUUGGACGUCCCAUUUGUUGUGGGGCGUAAUCGUGAGGGUGGAGAGUGCAACGGAACUGUGGAGGUGUACCAAUUUCAGUUCAUCUUGCAGUGGGAGAGGAGGGAUGUUGACGGUGAAGACAUUGACCCACGAACUCGGAAAUGGCUGGAAGAGCUGGUGGACGUUGUGAGGGACGACUGGAGUUCUGACACCCUGGUUGGGUACGUUAGCAACAUUGAAGCCAUUGACAACGAAUCUGACAAGGCAGUAGACAGGGAUGUUCUCAAGCUGUCAGUUGGAUAUGUGCUGAUUCUUCUGUACACCCAUGUGGUGCUGUUCAAGAACAGCCCUGUCUUCAACAAAAGCCACUUGGCGCUGCUCAGCGCUCUGUCAGGGAGCUGCCUCUGA
Ostreobium quekettii is the source of this 1029-nucleotide messenger RNA. The record is from the annotation of a GenBank genome assembly. Lineage: Eukaryota; Viridiplantae; Chlorophyta; Ulvophyceae; Bryopsidales; Ostreobiaceae.